This is a messenger RNA of Seriola dumerili (greater amberjack), 2817 nucleotides long. RefSeq names its product cyclin D binding myb like transcription factor 1 (gene dmtf1). The transcript has 17 exons. The coding region runs from base 92 to 2068 and encodes 658 amino acids. Gene Ontology annotation, biological process: regulation of transcription by RNA polymerase II. NCBI's taxonomy places the organism in Eukaryota, Metazoa, Chordata, Actinopteri, Carangiformes, Carangidae. The record is from RefSeq and is a predicted model, not a curated record. Gene Ontology annotation, cellular component: nucleus. Gene Ontology annotation, molecular function: DNA-binding transcription factor activity, RNA polymerase II-specific; RNA polymerase II cis-regulatory region sequence-specific DNA binding.
CGGCGGGCCCUCGGACGCCGAGCCUCCAUCCUGGCACUUUCCUUCAUCCUGGUAACUCACAAGUUCCCGGACCAAAAACAGGAAGUGCAGGAUGAGCUCAGCGGCAGAGGACGAGGAGGCUGCAGCGUUAGAGACCGUCAAGUCCGUCACCCUCACCCAGGACAGUGAUGGGAGCAUCAUACUGCACUGUCCUCCCAGCGACGGGGACUCGGAGCCUCUUCAGAAGAAGCUGCGUCUCUCAACAGACCAGGAACAGGAAGACUCAGACACACCUCAGUUCUCUGUGGUCACUUUACCCAUGUCGGAGAGCGACGAAGGCUUCGAGGUGACGAUGACGGCCACAGCAGACGGAGAUCUGUCCGAGGAUGGCGUCGCUCAGAUUCAGAUCCUGCAGGAGGACGAGGACUCGCUCUCGCCCAAUCAGAAGACAGAGGUGUCACCUGUCAGUCAGGCCUGGUUCACCACAAAAGAAGACAAAGACACACUGGCCAACAAAGGUCAUAAGUGGAAACAGGGGAUGUGGUCUAAAGAGGAGAUCGACCUUCUGAUGAGCAACAUCGAUCGAUACGUGAAGGACCGAGGCAUCGAGGACCCGGCUGAGAUCAUCUUUGAGAUGUCCAAAGAGGAGAGGAAGGAUUUCUACCGCUCUGUGGCGCUGGGCUUGAACCGGCCGCUGUUCGCCGUCUACAGACGAGUCCUGCGGAUGUACGACAACCGUAACCACGUCGGCAAGUACACUCCUGACGAGAUCGAGAAGCUGAAAUCGUUGAGGGAGAAACACGGGAACGACUGGGCCACCAUCGGCGCAGCUCUGGGCCGCAGCGCGUCCUCUGUCAAAGACCGCUGCCGACUGAUGAAGGACACAUGCAACACAGGUAAAUGGAGCGAGGAGGAGGAGCGGCGUCUCGCUGAGGUCGUGUACGAGAUGGCGGGUGUGUCGCCGGGGUCGGCGGUCACCGGAGGCGUGUCCUGGGCGUCGGUCGCCGAUCAGGUUCGCACACGCUCAGAGAAACAGUGUCGGUCGAAGUGGCUGAAUUACCUGAACUGGAAACACAGCGGAGGGACGGAGUGGAUGAAGGAGGACGACCUGAACCUCAUACGCAGGAUAUCGGAGCUGGAGGUCGAGGACGAGAAUGAAAUCAAGUGGGAGGAUCUCGCCGGCGGGUGGAGCAGCGUCCGAUCGCCUCAGUGGCUGCGAUCCAAGUGGUGGAGCAUCAAGAGACAAGUAGCCAAUCACAAGGAGAUCCCCUUCAGCGUCCUCCUGAAGGGCCUCCAGGAGCUGAUGGCGUCCUCAGGAUCGGUCCCGGGGAGCCCCACCUCCUCCUCCUCGUCCUCGCUCCAGAUCCGACUCACCCGAUUGGAGGAGAGCGGCGGCAGCCCCGUCCCCAGCUCUGUGGCGGCGCUGCAGAUUCCCGUACAGAUCCCGCUGCAGAUCACACACCUGGCCUCAGAUUCUUCAGCUGCCGCCAGCGACAGUGAGACCAUCACUCUGAACACGGGAGCGCUGCAGACCUUCGAGAUCCUGCCUUCCUUCCACCUGCAGCCCACCGGCACCCCGGGGACCUACUACCUCCAGACAACGUCCAAUCAGGGCCUGCCGCUCAGCCUCUCCACCAAUCAGGGCCUUCCGCUAAGUCUGGCCAAUAACGGCACGGUCACCCUGACGACAGGCUCGUCUCCGUCGUCACACGAACACAUCAUCCUGCACAGCCUGUCGACGGACGGCCUCUGCUCCAGCGACGGCGUCAUCAUCCAGACGGUCACCUCUGACCCCGCCUCCUCCGACCCUCUCAGCCAAGAUAAUCUGGUCGUGGAGACGGAGGGGCGGAGCCAGGACGACCAUCUUGAUGCCACGAGUCUCCUGGAGGGUUCCGAGAGCGUUGUCACGGAAACUCAGGAGCCAAUGACAGAUGGCUUCACUGACAAGGAGCUGAGUUCCCCCUCUGUUGAGGGUCCAGUGGUGCAUUCUGGGAUAACGUCUGGCAGUGCCGUGCUGAUUGUGUCUCCUCCCAACAUCAGCAGCACACUGACAGAUCCGAUCUUGGAGAACCAGGACGGCUCCGACUGAGCAGGACUUUUAUUGUGACAUCCCUGUGAUUAAAUGGACUCUACAAGACGAGCCUGUUGACCCGGGUGAAGACCGACUGUAGCUGCCUCACAGGACGACGACAACAACAGACACAGCAGCUGUCUGUCUGUUGAACUGUGACGCUCCUGUUAAAACCAGGAUGUGAAUUCUUUUAAAACAGACUGAAUGAAACAGAAGUUCUGACUCCGACUGACGCUUCAGUCUGAACCCUGGAUGAAAUGUGAACGCUGUGCAGCGCUCGCCGUCACUGUCGACCUCACGGCGCCAAAGAGACUCCAAAGGUUGUGAUGGAGGGAAACCUGGGCACUGACCUUUUAAAAACAUUAAUACGUACUUAUAAUUAUGUGAAGAUGAAGAAGUUUUUAGUGGCAACUUGAACGAUGAAUAAAUCCCGUCCAGAGCGACGUCUUGUAUUUUAAAGUGGAUCUCUGGGUGUUUUCGACUUCCUCACAGCGUCUCAUUUCUCGCCUGUUUGAUCACCAGUAGAAAAAGCAAAGGAGGCGUUCAGGGUACAUAAUUAUUUAUUCCAUAAAAUAUUAAAUAAAAAAGAAACACCUGGCUUUGACAGUCCUACAGUCAUGGCGAGGUCGGCUCCCUCUCCCGGACGUUUCUCGACUCCGUGUGACUCAGAACAUCUGUAAACAAAGCUGUUUACACUUUAAAGCUGCAACUUGCCUCAUGUUUUAUAUUAAAGGACAAACCUGGUGAUAUUUUAUAUUUUUAUUUUU